Messenger RNA from Aspergillus terreus NIH2624, 1980 nucleotides. RefSeq lists its product as uncharacterized. Bases 1 to 1980 code for a protein of 659 amino acids. The record is from RefSeq and is a predicted model, not a curated record. The transcript is spliced from 3 exons. NCBI's taxonomy places the organism in Eukaryota, Fungi, Ascomycota, Eurotiomycetes, Eurotiales, Aspergillaceae.
AUGACGCCUCGCCGGUCACAACGAGUAGGACGCCCCCGCCUGGACGGCAGCAGCGAGGCCAUACUCUCCGACGAUCGUCGCACCCAGGUCCGUCGCGCACAGCGCACAUACCGACUGAAGAAGGAGGCCAUUUUUCGAAAUGCGACUGCCAGGGCAGAACAGCUCGAAGCGAAAAUACGCACCGCCAUUGAAGAAGCAGCUGGGCUUUCCGAGGUCGCCACAGAGGCGCAGCUGCAGCUCUCUCAUCCGGAUCUCCAUGCACGAUUGAAGAGACUUCAGGAAAUCCUAGCUGAGGGUAAUAUCAUCAUUGAAAGGGGUUCCCCUGCCGAGUCCUCUCCAGAUUUGCCGCGACAUCGUGGGCCGGUGUUUAAUGCGCAAGUUCAACCGCCCAAACAUCACUCUCUUCCCUCUCCCCUACCAACCAGGCAGUACACAUAUGCAUUCCAAGAAGUGCGCUUCGCUCGUAGAUUACAGCGAUACAGCCUCGAGCACGCAUAUCGCCUCUUUGCAGAAUCCAGUUCAGAGCCUGGUGAGAUCUACCGCGUGUUCCGCCUCGUCCCCUGCGUGAGGGACCCGGACAAGACCCAGCCGCGAUUCCGGCAACUCUUGCUGGGCGGAUGCACAGACUCUCUCGAGGUACCUGGUCUGCCAUUUUACAGCAUCGGUGGCGCGGGCACGCAUUUCCCGGAUGUUGACGGGGAAGGUAAUGCAGUAUACCCGGCAAAUAGUCGGAUGCCGCGGCGGAUUUUGGGGUUGCUGCCGUGGGCGGAGCUAGGGACUAAGGGAGGUGGAGAUCCUCUGGAAGUCUUUGGGCUUGGAGGUGACUGGUUUGAUUGUCGUGACGUGGAGGGCUACCUCAAACUGCAUGGGGUGGAGGUAGAUGGGGGUUUGUUUCCUGCUCUGCACAUACCCAGGGGACAAACAGAGAGUGAUAGUACCUGGCCUUCCUAUGUCUUGGAUGUUGAGGGAUUCUUUUCACGUCUUCUCUCUGGGCUCGUCAUCCUCGGCCGUGCGCCUGGGUUCAGGAAGACGGACGUUAGGCGCCGAUAUCAAGUCCUAGGGCAGCAUCCCUAUCCUUUAUACUGUGAUACCAAACACACAGCCACCAUGGCCUCGCUCAAGUUGGAAGACCAGAUUGCCAUCGAGCCCAUCGGCACCGACUGCUACCGCUCCAUUGUUCCUCCCAUCUGCAUGGGUGACCUGGCCGACUGGGCCUACGGCGGCAACAUUUUAGCUGUCGCUGUCAACGCCGCCUACGCGACUGUCACAGAAGGCCAGCACCUGUACUCCAUCAGUGGCCACUUCGUGCGACCCGCCAGCCCAUUUCAGAAGCUCAUCUGCCGCGUGGAGCGUAUCCGCAACACACGCACGUUCCAAACAAGGCUUCUUCGCAUCGUCCAGCCCGAAGGAAAAAUCGAACAACUGUGUCUGAUCGCAACGGCAGAUUUCCACAUCGAUGAACCGGCUGACCUUGUGAACUAUUCUACUCGUCCAAAACUCCUCGUCCCGUCAACGCCAGCGGUGGAAACCGCAACAGAAAAAACGCAGGAACGAGGACUCUACAGGAUUCUCGACACGAUGAUGGAGGUCCACCCUCACAGUACCGACCUGGAUGGCAGAGACGUCUCGGAUAUCGUCUCAGCUGAUCGGUUCCGUAUUCAGGGAGCUCUUCAUACAGAGGCGAACCGAAUCGCUGCCCUUGCGUUCUAUAUGGACCGCGGACUUGCGUACGUUCCGGCUAACCAUUCCGGUUAUAGCUUGUUCCAGGCCAGUGCCUGUGCAACUCUCGACUUUGCGCUUCGAAUUCUGACUCAUGAAUUUGAUUUGCAAAAUUGGCAUGUCAGUGAGAGACAGACCUUUUGGGCAGGGAAUGCGAGGGCGCUCAGCGAAGGGAGGGUUUUCACUGAGGAUGGUCGGUUCCUGGCGAGUAUGACGCAGAAGACGAUCCUGAGGCCGCAAAGGGGGACGGCCAAGAUGUGA